UUCAAGAGAAGAGAAAGUCUCCUUUUCUCCAUUUUGCGCGAUCCUUGGAAGGUGAUUAUUAUUAGCGGAUAGCCCAUUUCUUUCGGCUCAGCGAAAACAAGCCUAACUCGAUCUUCGUCAGCACCAAUUCCUUCAAUUUGAACAGGGUUAAUUUGAAUCGCCCCCAUGAGCUGGCAGCGUUGUGCGAUCCUAUCUCUGUUGGAGACAGCCGCAAUACAGCACCGGAAGAUCGUAUAUCCAAGCAAUAUCUUCAUUCUAUUCAUCCUUCUCUUUUUAUCGCAAUACUUAGCCGUGUUUCUCUACAAUAUUUUCAUCUACCCAUUCUACAGCUCUCCAUUGCGGCAUCUCCCUGGUCCAAAAGACGGAAACUUCUUCUUUGGUCAAACUCUCAAGUUCCUCAAAGCCGAAGGACCCAAUGAUGUGGUCCUAACGUAUAUGCGACAAUUCCCAGAUGCUCCGCUAAUCCGCUACCUGCACCUUGGGAAUACAGAGUGGUUAUUAGUAAAUAGUGUCCGCGCUUGCAAAGAGUUGGUGCAGACGAAAUGCUAUUCUUUCGAGAAACCGGAAUACUUUCGACGGAUUGUGGGAGAGAUUGUUGGCAUCGGGCUGGUGAACGCGGAAGGGGAGGAACACCGCAGGCAGAGGAAGUUGUUGGCCGGUCCAUUCUCCGUGUCGAACAUCAAGAAGCUCGUUCCACUCUUCAACGACAAAUCCCGUGAUUUGUCUAGGCGGAUCGAGGAGCAGGUGCAGGAACAUCCAAAUGCUCCUAUUGAAGUCAACCAAAACUUCGCUAAAACGACUUUAGACAUCAUUGGUACUGCUGCUUUAGGUGUUGAGCUGUGUUCGCUCUCGACAUCUGGAUCAACAUUCUCGAAUUUGUAUGCGCAAAUCUUAGACCAGCCUCCAAUAGGCCAGCUUAUUUCCGCCAUUAACAUGUUUGUUCCUAUUCGGAACUGGGUUCCCUUGAAAGCGAAUCGAGAUUUCCAGCGCGCCAACGGCGAAGUUCGACGACUACUGAGAGAAACGAUUCGAAAGAGGAAAAAAGCCAUUUUUGGGGAAAGAAAGGGGAAGACUGAAGUCAGGAAGGAGUUCACGGAGGAAGGCAGCAAGGAUCUUCUGACUUUCAUGAUCUAUGAGAAGAGUGAAGGGGCGAACAAAUGGAGCGAAGACGAUAUUUUAGGCCAUCUUCUAAACUUCAUGGCAGCCGGUCAUGAAACUACUGCAGGCGCUUUAACUUGGUUGAUCCUUGCGCUCUGCCUUCAUCCAAACAUUCAAUCUCGCCUCCGUGAAGAAGUCAAAGCACAAAUUCCACAUUCUAAUCCACCCUCCUUUACCGAGCUUGAAAACCUAUCCUACAUGAACAACGUUCUCAAAGAAGCGCUACGCUGCUAUUCACCAUCCACACUCAUUCCGCGGACGCCGUCGCACACUAUCACGUUCUGCGACACCGUGAUCCCAGUCGGUACAACGAUACUGCUGAACCCCUCCGUCUUACAUCUUAAUCCGGAUAUCUGGGGCUCGGAUGCAGAAUCGUUUAAUCCAGACCGGCAUGCAUCUGAGUAUAUAAACGAGAAUGAGCAGAAGAGUAUUAGAGACCCCUUUGCACUGGAGGCGUUCUCAAAUGGACCAAGGAUUUGCAUCGGCAGGAUGUUUGCGAUGUUGGAGAUGAAGAGUGUGUUGGUGGAGCUGUUGCGGAAGUUUGAGAUGAAGAGGGGAUGGGGUAAAAAUGGAGAGAGACUCAGGGAGGGGGAAGAAUAUGAAGGGGUAGGAGAUGAAGAUGAAGGAUUGAUGGGCGGUGUUAAGCUUCAGAAUUUCAUCACCUUGAGAUCUAAAGAUGGGGUGUGGGUGAAGUUUAGGAUUCUUGAAGCUUGA
Lindgomyces ingoldianus is the source of this 1872-nucleotide messenger RNA. Its product is annotated as cytochrome P450. Gene Ontology annotation, molecular function: oxidoreductase activity, acting on paired donors, with incorporation or reduction of molecular oxygen; heme binding; monooxygenase activity. The record is from RefSeq and is a predicted model, not a curated record. The coding region runs from base 166 to 1872 and encodes 568 amino acids. Lineage: Eukaryota; Fungi; Ascomycota; Dothideomycetes; Pleosporales; Lindgomycetaceae. The transcript has 5 exons.